AUGCCAUCGGGUUUCGGAGCGCCGAUAGAUGACAACGUGGAUGUGUCUGCGGGAAAAUAUUUCAAUGCGGACACUCCGAUCGGAAAACGCCCAAUUGACGAUGCUGACUUACACAACCAAAGGAAACGCCGUCGUUCUCAGAGUUGUGAGCUGACGUCAGACGACACCAAUGACGUCAGAAAUACCACGUCAAUAUCAACCAUCAUCAAAGCUGUCGAACGCCUGUCCACGGAGCCCAGACUCGUUGCUGACGGGUCACGUGAAAACGUACUGACCUCCACUGUUGGAAAACACAAUGAUUUGAAUGCUAUAACAUCACAAACGAUGUCAGAUGUACUCAACGGCGUAUACAGAAACCAGAUUGAUCACUUGACCAUCGUAGACUGCAGAUACCCGUAUGAGUACGAUGGUGGACAUAUCAAGGUAUGA
Dreissena polymorpha is the source of this 429-nucleotide messenger RNA. Its product is annotated as M-phase inducer phosphatase 1-A-like. Lineage: Eukaryota; Metazoa; Mollusca; Bivalvia; Myida; Dreissenidae. Bases 1 to 429 code for a protein of 142 amino acids. The transcript is spliced from 3 exons. The record is from RefSeq and is a predicted model, not a curated record. Gene Ontology annotation, cellular component: nucleus; cytoplasm. Gene Ontology annotation, molecular function: protein tyrosine phosphatase activity. Gene Ontology annotation, biological process: positive regulation of G2/MI transition of meiotic cell cycle; G2/M transition of mitotic cell cycle; protein dephosphorylation.